UGUCAGUGAGUAUAAAAACCUCAAGAUCCGCAUUUCUUUUUUCUUUUCUUUUCUUUUCUUUUAUAAACAAGGGAAUGCUUCGAUCUAUUGCAACUCGCGUUGUUCAAACACGCUCUCCCCUCAUUAACGCUAGAUUUUUAGCUAGUCAAAGUAGUUCAGCUACUUCUGCCAUUUCUUUUAAGAAACAUAUCCGCCAACGUCGUUUCGGCCCCGUUCCAGUAGUCCCUCAGCCUACUGUUGAAGAUGCUGUGUCCAACAUCCUCUAUAACACACCUGCCCCUUCUCAACAGCCUGAAACUCGCCAUAUCUUGAACUGCUUGGUUCAAAAUGAACCUGGUGUUCUUAGCCGUGUUUCCGGUAUCCUGGCUGCCCGUGGUUUUAACAUUGAAUCCCUUGUUGUUGCUAAUACUGAAGUGGAAGAUUUGAGUCGUAUGACCAUUGUUUUCAAUGGUCGUAAUGUUCAAAUUGAACAAGCAAGACGUCAAUUGGAAGAUUUGGUACCUGUUUGGGCUGUUUUAGACUACACCAAGACCAAAUUGGUUGAACGUGAACUUUUGUUGAUCAAGGUGUCUAUUCUUGGUCCUGAACACUUGCACGAACAAUUGCCUACUGCCAGAUUAGAUGAUGAUGUAGAAUAUGAAGAUGAGAAUGUAUCUCAUUAUGAAAAGCAUGCCAUUGAGGCUUCUUCGGAUACCCUUCGUGAAACUUUCUCUCAUUUGCGUGCAUUAACAGAACUUACUCGUCUGUUUGACGGUAAGAUUGUUGAUGUCUCUUCUGAUUCUGUUAUCAUCGAAUUAAGUGCCAAGUCAAGCAGAUUGACUUCAUUCAUGAAACUCUGUAAGCCUUUUGGUAUCCUUGAAGCCUCUAGAACCGGUGUCAUGGCUAUGCCUAGAUCUCCUGUUCAUGAUCAUUAUGAACCUCAAACUGAACAUUCUUAUGAAACCGAAGAAGUCGAUGCUUCUUUGCUUCCUCCUGGAUAAAGCUCAUUUCUGUGUAAAUAAAAACCCACUUGUCAAAUCA
This is a messenger RNA of Gilbertella persicaria, 1020 nucleotides long. Its product is annotated as small subunit of acetolactate synthase-domain-containing protein. Gene Ontology annotation, biological process: branched-chain amino acid biosynthetic process. Gene Ontology annotation, molecular function: acetolactate synthase regulator activity. Lineage: Eukaryota; Fungi; Mucoromycota; Mucoromycetes; Mucorales; Choanephoraceae. The record is from RefSeq and is a predicted model, not a curated record. The transcript is spliced from 5 exons. Gene Ontology annotation, cellular component: mitochondrial nucleoid; acetolactate synthase complex. The coding region runs from base 75 to 980 and encodes 301 amino acids.